AGACGACACGUUGAUUCGUUGAGAACAACACGCACACCCACACGCGCACAUACUGUACACACAAGCACGCACUGAAGUUCAUUUGUUGAGACGGUCGGCGUUCUCCAUCGGGGCACUUUCAGCGGAUUUGCAGCAAACCUUUGGCAUGACGUUCCGGAGGAUGAAGAUGGUCAACUCGAAUGGGCCGGACAGUUCAGCGGUGGCGGCGGCGUCCUCCCCGGACAACGACGUCUAUUUCCCGUCGUCCCAGUCGGACAGCUGCCAGCGGACGGCGCCGCUCCACAACGACCCAUCGGAAGUUUACAACUAUAAGACGCUGGCUUACUCCGGAGGCACUUUGCCCAGAAAUUUGAGAAAGGCUGGCGGUUCGCAGAAAUGGAAGCCACAAAUACAGGCAACACCAGAACCACAAAGGAAGGUGGUGGUGCUGGAGAAAGCAGAGAAGCAAACAUUUGGUUUUGAAAUUCAGACUUACGGCUUGCAUCAUCAGGACCACAACACAGUGGAAAUGUGCACAUUUGUGUGCAAGGUGCACGACGACAGCCCGGCCCAGCUCGCAGGACUCAAAGUCGGGGAGACCAUCGCAAGUGUAAACGAGGCCCCUGUGGAGGGAUUUCGACACAAGGAGAUUGUCCAGCUCAUCAAGGCUUCCGGAAACACUCUCAGGCUGGAGACGAUUUAUAGCGACUCCAUCCGGAAAGCCGAGCUGGAGGCGCGACUGCAGUAUCUGAAGCAAACGCUCCAUGAGAAGUGGGAUGAGUAUCGCUCGUUGAUGGUGCAGGAGCAGAGGCUUGUUCACGGUAUCGUGAUGAGCGACGCCUCCGUGUACGAGUCCCUGGAGUCGGCGGGCGUGUACGGCAGCCUGGGAGCGCCCAGCCCGGCCGCCCGCCGCUCCCCGCACUGCACUGGCAGCACCGGCAGCAGCGCCAGCGUCCUCAGCACGGCCACCGAAGACGACCCCCUGUACCAGACGUGCCUUUAUCACGCCGGCGACUCAGACGCCGACGAGAGCAAAAGGCACAAACAGCAGGCGGCCAGGAAGCAGCGCCUGCGGCCCGCCAGCGAGCUCUUUGCAUCAGCCAAGACGCAGUUGACGCGCAGCGCCAGCACUCGCAGCUACACACGCGGGCCGGUAUCGCCACCCGCCGCUCCCGGCAAGCCACCAGUCUUCAGCUCGUUGCAGAGGAAACACAGAAGCUUCCGGAGGCACUUGCUCAAGUUCAUCCCGGGCUUGAACAGGCCACUGGAGGAGGAGGAGAGCAAACUGUGACAUCACUUCCUCUUAAGACUGUCUGGUCCAAAAAAAUCCUCAAAAAGCGUCAAGCGACCAAAGGCUGUUAGCCAGCCGCCAGUGUUCCAAAGCUGUAUAGAACUUUUAAGUUGACUUUUGUGAUUUAAGUUAUUUAUUUAUUUUUAAAUGUGUCUGGCUUUAAGUCAACGAUGAAGAUUUUUGUUUGUUUUUCCUGCAUGCACCAACCUUAAUAGUGACAGCUGACCAAUCAUUUAAGUUUGAUGUUUGCUUCAGAAGAAUGUUCUAUUUUUUACUGCCAAAAAUAUUGUUCCAAAAAAUAAAGAGACAAUUUCGAUUAA
Messenger RNA from Syngnathus acus (greater pipefish), 1590 nucleotides. RefSeq names its product trafficking regulator and scaffold protein tamalin (gene tamalin). NCBI's taxonomy places the organism in Eukaryota, Metazoa, Chordata, Actinopteri, Syngnathiformes, Syngnathidae. The coding region runs from base 146 to 1270 and encodes 374 amino acids. The transcript is spliced from 8 exons. The record is from RefSeq and is a predicted model, not a curated record. Gene Ontology annotation, molecular function: protein binding.